AUGAAGCUGGGGAAGGUGUGGUACCCAAUAGAGAAGGACCUGGAAUGCCAGAUGCUUGGGCGUUUCUCCCAAGCCAAGUGGGAGAAGUCCUUUGACCCAGUAGAGACAAGUAAAGGCUUGUCAUCCCUGGUGGGCAAGUCGGCCACUGUUUAGGUCCCCAUGAUGGACCAGGUGGAGGAGUUUGCUUUCUGGUCGGAUCCAGAGCUGAACUGCUCUGUGCUGCAAAUGGGCUACUGUGGAGACGCCCUGGCCUUCUUCAUCCUCCCUGGCCAGGGCAAGAUGAGGCAGCUGGAACAGGCCUUGUCAGCCCCGAGCCUGAGGAAGUGGGGCCACUUGCUCCAGAAGAUGCAGAGAUGGAGGCCCCACAGGCUCUGGCCUCACCUUUUGCUUUUACUUCUUCACAGAUUGGUAGAGGUAUUCAUUCCAAAAUUGUCCAUUUCUGCCUUUUAUGACCUGGGAACCAUCCUCCCAAAGGUGGGCAUCAGGGUUGCCUUUGACCACAAUGUGGGUUUUUCCAGAAUUGCAAAGAAACACCCACUGCUGGUUUCCAAAGCCAUCCACAAGGCUGUGCUGGAUGCCAGCGAGGUGGGUACCAAGACCGCAGUGGCCACCAACAGCAGGCUCACAGCCCAGUUGAAGGACAAACCCUCCUAUUCCAUCAUCUACUUUGAUAGGAAAUAA
Loxodonta africana (African savanna elephant) is the source of this 681-nucleotide messenger RNA. RefSeq names its product serpin A9-like. Gene Ontology annotation, molecular function: serine-type endopeptidase inhibitor activity. The record is from RefSeq and is a predicted model, not a curated record. NCBI's taxonomy places the organism in Eukaryota, Metazoa, Chordata, Mammalia, Proboscidea, Elephantidae. The transcript has 5 exons. Gene Ontology annotation, biological process: negative regulation of endopeptidase activity.